This is a messenger RNA of Racocetra persica, 180 nucleotides long. Lineage: Eukaryota; Fungi; Glomeromycota; Glomeromycetes; Diversisporales; Gigasporaceae. The record is from the annotation of a GenBank genome assembly.
CCCUGGUCAUAACCGUGAUCAUAGCCGUAGUAGGUCUCUUGAGAAUAACAGUAGCAAUAGCCCUGGUUGUAAUCGUGAUCACAGCCAUGGUAUGUCCCUUGAGAGUAACAGUAGCAAUAGCCCUAGUCAUAACCGUGAUCAUAGCUAUAGUAGGUCCCUUGAGAAUAACAGUAGCAAUAG